Molecule: messenger RNA, 3013 nt
Organism: Salvelinus fontinalis (brook trout)
Lineage: Eukaryota; Metazoa; Chordata; Actinopteri; Salmoniformes; Salmonidae
Product: FGGY carbohydrate kinase domain-containing protein-like
Exons: 6
Biological process (GO): carbohydrate metabolic process
Molecular function (GO): kinase activity
Source: RefSeq, a predicted model, not a curated record
CUGGAAUGUGGUGAUGUGGAUGGACGCAUCACCAGCACCGGCCACAGGGUCCUGGGUAGGGUUGGAGGGGUGAUAUCAUCAGAGAUGCAGCCUCCCAAGCUGCUCUGGCUGAAAGCAAACAUGAGAGAGACCUGCUGGUGGGACGCCGCCCACUUUCUGGACCUUCUUGACUUCCUGUCCUGGAAGGACACAGGUUCUCGGGCCAGCUACAUUAACAGUGUAAAUAAUGAAACCAAGGGGUGUUUUGUGGUUCCAGGUGUAAUUGGUGCAGACAUGAGGGGUUUUUGCCUACCCUGUGAGGACCAGCUAAUCACAUUGCACAUGGCCAUCAUCUGUGGAACAUCUUCCAGUCACAUGGCAAUCAGUCAGGGGCCCCUGAUUGUCCCCGGGGUGUGGAGACCCUACCUGUCCGCCAUGGUGCCUGACCUGUGGCUCAACGAGGGAGUACAGAGUGCUACUGGAAGACUGAUUGACCAUGUGGUGGAAGGUCAUGCAGCCUACCCCAAAGCUGCAGGAGCAGGCUGUGAAAAGAUCAGCUUAUUUGCAGCAAUAUCAUAUCCAUCAAAACAACAACAUACCUUUCACCUGGAACAGACCCCUCAUUAACAUUGACUUGGCUGUAGUGGAGUGGGUCGAGAGUUUCAAGUUCCUUGGUGUCCACAUCACCAACAAACUAUCACGGUCCAAACACACCAAGACAGUUGUGAAGAGGGAACGACAACACCUUUUCCCCCUCAAGAGACUGAAAAUAUUUGGCAUGCGUCCCCAGAUCCUCAAAACGUUAUACAGCUGCACCCUCGAGAACAUCCUGACCGGUUGCAUCACCGCCUGGUAUGGGAACUGCUCGGCAUCCAACCGCAAGGCCUAACAGAGGAUAGUGCAUAUGGCCCAGUACAUCACUGGGGCCAAGCUUCCUGUCAUCCAGGACCUACAGUGCCUUGCAAAAGUAGUCAUCCCCUUGGCAUUUUUCCUAUUUUGUUGCAUUACAACCUGUAAUUUAAAUAGAUUUUUAUUUGGAUUUCAUGUAAUGGACAUACACAAAAUAGUUCAAAUUGGUGAAGUGAAAUGCAAAAAAUCACUUGUUUCAAAAAAUUCUAAAAAAUUACAAACAGAAAAGUGGUGCGUGCAUAUGUUUUCACCCCCUUUGCUGUGAACCCCCUAAAUAAGAUCUGGUGCAGCCAAUUACCUUCAGAAGUCACAUAAUUAAUUAAAUAAAGUCCACCUGUGUGCAAUCUAAGUGUCACAUGAUCUGUCACAUGAUCUCAGUAUAUAUACACCUGUUCUGAAAGGCCCCAGAGCCUGCAACACCACUAAGCAAAGGGCAUCACCAAGCAAGCGGCACCAUGAAGACCAAGGAGAUCUCCAAACAGGUCAGGGACAAAGUUGUGGAGUAGUACAGAUCAGGGUUGGGUUAGAAGAAAUAUCAGAAACCAUUAAAUCCAUAGAAUAUGCCACCACAACAAACCUGCCAAGAGAGGGCCGGCCACCAAAACUCACGGACCAGACAAGGAGGGCAUUAAUCAGAAAGGGAACAAAGAGACCAAAGACAACCCCGAAGGAGCUGCAAAGCUCCACAGCGGAGAUUGGAGUAUCUGUCCAUAGGACCACUUUAAGCCAUACACUCCACAGAACUGGGCUUUACAGAAGAGUGGCCAAAAAAAAGACAGAGCAGUUUUGCCUUGAAGAAUGGGCAAAAAUCCCAGUGGCUAGAUGUGCCAAACUUAUAGAGACAUAUCCCAAGAGACUUGCAGCUGUAAUUGCGGCAAAAGGUGGCUCUACAAAGUAUUGACUUUGGGAGGGUGAAUAGUUAUGCACGCUCAAGUUUUGUUGUUUUGUAUUAUUUCCUGUUUGUUUCACAAUAAAAAAUAUUUUGCAGCUUCAAAGUGGUAGGCAUGUUGUGUAAAUCAAAUGAUACAAACCCCCCACAAAUCGAUUUUAAUUCCAGGUUGUUGUAAGGCAGCAAAAUAGGGAAAAAUCCAAGAGGGGUGAAUACUUUUGCAAGGUACUGUAUAUACUAGGCGAUGUCUGAGGAAGGCCCAAAAAAUGGUCAAAGACUCCAGUCACCCAAGUCAUAGACUGUUUUCUCUGCUACCGCACGGCAAAUGGUACCGGAGCGCCAAGUCUAGGUCCAAAAGGCUCCUUAACAGCUUCUACAGCCAUAAGACUGCUGAACAAUUAAUCAAAUAUCCACCAGGACUAUUUACAUCUUACCGGUUGUAUUUCUGUAUUGUUUAAUGUUACUGUGCCUUCAGAAAGUAUUUAUACCCUUUGACUUGUUCCAUAUUUUGUUGUGUUAGUCUGAAUUCAAAAUGGAUUAAAUUGAUUAUUUUUCUCAUCCAUCUACACACAAUACCCCAUAAUGACAAAGUGAAAACAUGUUUUUAGAAAUGUUUGCAAUUGUAUUGAAAAUGAAAUACAGAUAUCUCAUUUAUUCACACCCCUAAGUCAAUGUUAGAAUCACCUUUGGCAGUGAUUACAGCCGUGAGUCUCUUAAAUUAAGAGCUUUGAACACCUGGAUUGUGCAAUAUUUGCACAUUAUUCUUUUAAAAAUUCUUCAAGCUCUGUCAAGUUGGUUGUUGAUCAUUGCUAGACAGAUAUUUUCAAGUCUUACCAUAGAUCUUCAAGUCGAUUUAAGUCAAAAAUGUGACUAGGCCACUCAGGAACAUUCAAUAUUGUCUUGGUAAGAAACUCCAGUGUAUAUUUGGCCUUGUGUUUUCGAUUAUUGUCCUGCUAAAAGGUGAAUUUGUCUUCCAGUGUCUUUUGGAAAGCAGACUGAACUAGGUUUUCCUCUAGGAUUUUGCCUGUGCUUAUCUAUUCAGUUUCUUUUAUACCCCCCCCCCCCGCCCCCCCCGCAAAACCUCCUAGUUUUGCCGAUGACAAGCGUACCCAUAACAUGAUGCAGCCACCAACAUGCUUGAAAAUAUGAAGUUGUACUCAGUGAUGCGUUGUGCUGGAUUUGCUUCAAGCAUAAUACUUUGUAUUCAGGGCAUAAAGUUCAAUUUUUGCAGUUUUA